CCUUACUCUCUUCUUCUCUUAAUCCCUUCUAGCAUCCUAAAACAAAAACCAAACCCUCUCAAUGGACGCAGCAGCCAAUGAAUCCUUCCGCAGAGUUGUUGCCGAGCCUAAAUCGGGAAGAAGUUGCAAUCCGUCUUCCGAUUCAGCUGCACGGAAGGCACCGACGACAACUCGGCUUCCUUCCUUACACAGAUCCGGUGACAGUCUCAAACAGGGGAGGAUAAUCCCCACUGUCGCUGGCGAAUUCGAACAAGGAAGAGAAGAGAAACAAGUCCCAUGUUUUUGAAGAACCAAAAAUAGCGGAAUCCCCCGCCGCUGCUCUAGCUACGAAGAAAAUUGGCAGAUAUGAUUAUGUUUUUUUAUCCAGACCUAAAUCCUGCUCUUCUCCUUCCUCGAACGAACAUAUCUCGUCAUCCCAGAGUCAAUCUGUAUGCCCGAUCUGCUUCCUGCCUUGUUUCCUUACAAAAUCCAAUGGGGGCAGAGCUAGUCUCUUCGACGACAGGGGACGAUCUGGACUGUUGGUUGUGAGAUUUGUGGGGUGAUAUAUGAGGAGGGAAGAUGGCGAUUUGUGAGACAGGGGUUACCGGCAGGGACAGAAACAAGCCGGUGGUGGAUGGAUUUGCGAAAACAGAAACAGGUCGGCGGCCAGAUGCAUUCGAGUUAGUUCAAAGAACCGACGCUAAAUGUUUUUUUUUUUCCGGUUAAAACCGACACUAAACACAUAAUAUAACUGACUCUAAACU
Linum trigynum is the source of this 743-nucleotide messenger RNA. Lineage: Eukaryota; Viridiplantae; Streptophyta; Magnoliopsida; Malpighiales; Linaceae. The record is from the annotation of a GenBank genome assembly.